AUGAAUACAUCACUCCCACCUCCUCUUCGAAGCAAGCUUGGCGGCAAGCGCGACUGGACACUCAAACCCAGACAAGACCUCACACCAGCAGUGAUUGGAUCACAAGAACCCAACAAAAUGCGAAUUGCACUGCUCAGUGUGACAGAAGCUGGCUUGGGUCGAGAGGUCUAUUACGAUCGGGGUUAUGGCAAUGGUGAGCCAUUCGACUGGAACGACGAGAGCGACAUUUUUCUCCUGAACGACUGGAGACGAGAGAAGAUUCGCAAGUACACACCUAGAGACUUGGGACAAAUAGAGCGCACAAUGGAUGUCAGAAAUCAGGGUAUCGAGAAUAAAAUUGUCAAGAAGCCAAGUGCUCCCAAGAUGACGGUAGAGCAGCCACAAAAGCCACAAAUCGCUCAAAAAGAAACUUCGACGAGAAUCCGAGAGCCUGUAGACUCCAACAGAAAUAUUGAUGAUGAAUUCAUCACAAUGGUCGCCAGCAGCAAAGAGAUGGAGAAGUUCCGUGCUCAGAAACGCAGAGCUGCACGUCACGUAACACCAAGACUUGCAAAUGGCCGUCGCCAGCAUCCAUCCAGUCGCCAAGGACCCAUAGAAUUUCUUCCAGUCGAUCUUGAUAGACUCAGAAACUUGACACCAAAGCAACAGCGACGCGAUCAGAACACGCACGUCAAGAACUGGUUUGUUAUUUUCGAGAUGAUUGAGAAAUCUUUCGACUUGCCGAGCCGCGAGAUUGGAGUCGAGUAUAAUUUUUGA
Molecule: messenger RNA, 756 nt
Organism: Botrytis deweyae
Lineage: Eukaryota; Fungi; Ascomycota; Leotiomycetes; Helotiales; Sclerotiniaceae
Exons: 1
Coding region: 1-756 (251 amino acids)
Source: RefSeq, a predicted model, not a curated record